AUUUCACCUAAGUCUUUGGGAAAUCAUCACGACCACGACUGAGGAUAUGGAGCCAAUCGCAGUGGACCCGGACUUCUACUCUAUAGCUACUGGCUUUAGCACAGACCCACAGGAUUCUCAGUCAGAGACCACCUCUAUUGCGUCCUCGAUCGCGAGGGGACGCACAAGGUCGUUUCCUGAUUCUAACCUAAGAAGUAGAUACCAGGCCACAAAAGAAGAUGAUUACUGGUUAGUUACGAAGCAUUACGAAGCAUUGGUUUGUGUAUACAUGGAGUAA
Messenger RNA from Penicillium canescens, 277 nucleotides. RefSeq lists its product as uncharacterized. Bases 47 to 277 code for a protein of 76 amino acids. NCBI's taxonomy places the organism in Eukaryota, Fungi, Ascomycota, Eurotiomycetes, Eurotiales, Aspergillaceae. The transcript has 4 exons. The record is from RefSeq and is a predicted model, not a curated record.